Messenger RNA from Cavenderia fasciculata, 987 nucleotides. RefSeq lists its product as uncharacterized. NCBI's taxonomy places the organism in Eukaryota, Evosea, Eumycetozoa, Acytosteliales, Cavenderiaceae. The coding region runs from base 1 to 987 and encodes 328 amino acids. The transcript is spliced from 3 exons. The record is from RefSeq and is a predicted model, not a curated record.
AUGAAUCCAUAUAAUCGUUUUAGUAAUCUACCAUUCAUUAUACCAUUAGAAUUCUAUGUUGAAGCAAGUCAGGCAUGUUUUAGAAACUAUGAAAAGAGGAAUAUAUCAGAAUCCUAUGAUGUUAAAACAGCAAAACAUCAUCAAUUCUUGUUCAUUCCUGAUGAUUCUGGUAUUGGAAAGACAAGAGCAGGAGAGGAAAUCGCCAAUAUUCCAGUAGACAUUUUGUCUAGUGUUUGUCAAGGUGAUCAAGACUUUAUCUCGGCAAUGAGAGAUCCAAUCUAUUGCUACGUCAACCUCAACAACUCUAGUGGUCACUCUUUAUGUGAAUACAUUGACAAGAAAGAAAGAGAGUAUCGAAUGGGUGCUCGUAUUGCUCUUUCACAAGACCCAACUUGUAACAAUCUAUUGGAUAUUGUAAAGAAAUAUGACAAUUUUGAUUUUGAUCGUGUCAUCCAUUCAUUACUCAUUAACAAACCAAACAAGACCAAUGUGACUUCAAUCAUCAUUCAUAUCGAUAAUCAUCAACACUUUAUAGAUUCUAUUCAAACCAAGUUUGGCGAGACUCUAGAAUACGCAAAACACUCUUUUAAACAAAUGAUUGGUGUGAUUGGUGGCCACAUGCUCGGCAACACCUCCGAUAAUCAUUUUAUCGUUCCUGUACUCACUGGUACUUGCGACAAUGAUGUUCGUUUUGCAAUGGCUGAGAAUUGGACCAAAACCAUCAACCUUGAUCCACUAGAUCCAACUAAAGUCAAUCAACUUGUAGACCACUAUCUCAAAGUCAAUAAUCGACAAUUACUCGAUCAACCACAUUUUCAAAUUGCAAUUGGAGAGACAGGAUUUAUUCCAUCCAUAUUGAUCGAUUUGUUGAAAAGUGCAAACAACAAUCAAUUACCACUUGGAUACCAAGAAUCAACCUAUCAACUAUAUGUUGACAAAUGGAAUUUGGUGAUGCAAAAUCUGGGCAAAAAUUUGAUUCAAAAGUAA